Messenger RNA from Saccharomyces cerevisiae S288C, 1728 nucleotides. It is a transcript of the gene MSM1, whose product is annotated as methionine--tRNA ligase MSM1. The coding region runs from base 1 to 1728 and encodes 575 amino acids. The record is from RefSeq and is marked reviewed. Gene Ontology annotation, molecular function: methionine-tRNA ligase activity; ATP binding; aminoacyl-tRNA ligase activity. The transcript has a single exon. Gene Ontology annotation, biological process: translation; tRNA aminoacylation for protein translation; methionyl-tRNA aminoacylation. NCBI's taxonomy places the organism in Eukaryota, Fungi, Ascomycota, Saccharomycetes, Saccharomycetales, Saccharomycetaceae. Gene Ontology annotation, cellular component: mitochondrial matrix.
AUGCAAUGUCGAUCAAUUGUGCAUCGUCUGUACUCUAAGGUCUCCCACGUAACGACGCCAAUUUUCUAUCCCAAUGCCAAACCGCACCUCGGCCAUCUUUACUCCAGCUUAUUAAGUGACGUUUACCAUCGAUGGCAAUUAUUUAAAGGUAAUCUAUCCUUCUUUACCACAGGUACUGAUGAACAUGGAUUGAAAAUCCAGUGUGCUAGUGAAAGCAAUGGCUUCGAUCAGCCAAAAAAGUUCGUCGAUAAGCUAUACCCAGAGUUUGUUCAAUUAGACAAAAUAUAUGGCAUUAAUUAUACAAGAUUUAUAAGGACUACGGAUCCUGACCACAUUGAAAACGUGAUGAAAUUAUGGGAACUUUGUUUGAAAAAUGGCUAUAUUUACAUGGGCGAACAUAAGGGUUGGUAUUCCAUUUCUGAUGAAACAUUCUAUCCUGAAUCCAAGGUUAUUAAAGACCCCAAAAAUGAUGGUAAGUAUCUGAAUACAGAAUCGAAAAACGAAGUAGUUUAUCAGUCAGAGACAAAUUACUUCUUUAGGCUAUCCUUAUUUAACAAGAAAAUAGUUGACCAUAUAAGAAAGAAUCCAGAUUUCAUUUUUCCUGCUUCUAAAAGAGACCAAAUUCUAAAAGAACUAGAAACCGGUGGGACAUUGCCAGAUUUAUCGAUAUCGAGACCCUCUGCGAGACUUAAAUGGGGUAUACCGACUCCUAAUGAUCCGUCCCAAAAAGUUUAUGUGUGGUUUGAUGCCUUGUGUAACUACCUCUCCUCCAUCGGUGGCAUACCGUCCAUCUUGAGUAAUGCUACUGAAGUAGUUUCAAGACAUUAUAGCGACAAAUCAAACGUAAAAGGCCAAUUGUUAAUACCAUACCCAAAAGAAGUGCAGCGAAACACCAUUCACGUGAUAGGAAAGGAUAUCGCGAAAUUCCAUACCGUAUAUUGGCCUUCUUUUUUACUGGCUGCUGGACUGCCUUUACCAAGACAAAUUGUUGUUCAUGGACACUGGCUCUGCAAUGGAAUGAAAAUGUCCAAAAGUUUGGGUAAUGUUGUAGAUCCGAUUGAUAUGGCACGUUAUUAUGGAGCCGAUAUUGUGCGUUGGUUCUUGUUAGAAAAUUCUAAACUGGAAGAGGACGGCGAUUUUCAAGAAGCCAAAUUAUACGAGACAAGAGAGCUUUUAGUAUCCAAAUGGGGCAAUCUGAUUAACAGAUGUUGUGGCUCGAAAUUCAAUAUUGAAAGAGCUGUUAUGAAAUUUAGCGACAAGGCAAAUUUUCAAUUUCAGGAGAUUUUCCAAAAUGAACCAAUAGUCUCCGAACGAAUUGAGAAUCUGGCUAAACUACUCAACAAAUCACAAGAGGUUUUUGACGAAAAAAUAGCCAUAUUCCAGUAUCCUCAACUGCUAAGGCAUGUUUGGAGUAUUAUCAACGAUGCAAAUACUUUGGUUCAAAAUAGUAAACCUUGGGAGAGGGAAUUAGAUCAACAAGACAAUAUAAUAUUUUUGGCUAUGGAAACGUCUAGAAUCCUCUCCAUUUUAUGCCAAUCCAUUAUACCAUCUCUCUCACAAAGUUUCCUAGAUCGUAUUGAUGUUUCAAAGGAGAAAAGGACUAUAAAUUAUGCUAGAUUGGGUUCCGAUAAAACAUAUGGAAAGCAAUCUAACAAGAAAGGCCGAGAAGUACCUUUGAAAAAAAUUCCAUUCAGGUUGCAAGAGGAACAAACGAAUAUGAGGUCAUGA